GGUCUGGGAAAGUUUUAUAAAUAAUUUUGAUCUUUUACUUUUGAAGAACGUUGAUAUAACAAUCGAUCAGUUUCAUUCAAUUCAAUUAAGAGUAUCGUAGCGUCAUCACGCAGAUACCGGAAGAUUGUGUAAAAGCUACAAAAAUAAAUCGCCUUGAUUCCCUUGAUCUAGCUAAAUAUUUGUAAAAAUGCUGCAGUAAAAUUGAGUGUGUUGUUUCAUGCACACCUUUGGUUGCGACAUUAGGGGAGAAAUGGCAACAUUUCAAAAAUAGAAUAUGCGGUAUUGACCUUUGUCGGCUUUGGUCAAAUGUAUUAGCUUCUUCAUGAACCCAUAAGACAGUCAACGGCCACAGAGCAUCCACUUCCUCAUGCGUGUUUGUAAACAAAUCACUUAACUGUUACGAUGCAAAAUAAAAUUGAAGCGAGUCUACACCAAUAAAUGGUGAAAAUCUUGGCAUUCACAUCCGAUCGCAUCUUCUUUUGCAGCUUACCUCAUUGCGUUGCGCAACUGCCAACCUGUAAACAAGGUUUUAAAAAUAAAAUCGACGACAAAAUACAAUAAUUUGAUGUGUGAACUGUGUAUUUUUGAUUUGAAGAAAAUCUGCGCGAGUUUAGGACUUCCGGCGUCGUAGCGGAAUCGGCGUCAGUGCACCGGGUGGACGUCGUCAGUCCAACGUCGCCGAGAGUGAAAUGCGCUAAUUAGUGACUGAAAGAAAAACAUGGUUGGACACUAUAAUCACGGUGUGCCCACUGCGGUGGAGUUGGAAAACAACAGCAACCAAAAGAAAUACACCGUAAACCGAAAACCUGACGGUUUAGUCAUACCCAAAUCCCUUUGCGCCCUAAUGGCGAUAGGAGCCCUUUUAUUAGCAAUACUUGUAGGUUUAUUAGUGUUUUUCUUCGUUGUUCCUAGAUGUAGUGAAGCUUCUGAUACUCGACCUAGUGACUUACGGGUAGGCGAUGAUGGCUUGCCAAGCAUAUCUGAUGAAAGUUUAUCAAAAGUUAAUAUUCCAAGCACUUUGGAAAUUGACGAAAGGCUUCCUAGGAGUAUAGAACCGAUGCAUUAUAGAAUUCAAGUAAGGCCACUAUUGCCUAAUCUAACUUUCGAUGGUACUGUCACAAUGUCCUUGAAUGUGAAAGAACAAACCGAUCGAAUUAUUUUCAACGUCAAAGACAUUGAAAUUGAUAAACAAUCAGUAAAAGUGCGAUCGGUUAAAAGCAACACUCCUCUAGGCAUCUCAAGUCAGGAUUACGUUCCAGGGGAGAGAUACAAAAUAAUUUUGGACGAGCCUCUAGAUAAAAAUAUUAUGUACACUCUCGAAUUAACAUAUGUCGGGCAUUUAAACAACCAUUUGCAAGGAUUUUACCGAAGCCAAUAUGAUGAAAAUAAUAGUGUCAAAUAUUUGGCAAGUACCCAAUUUUCUCCGACAGAUGCUCGCCGGGCAUUCCCUUGCUUUGAUGAGCCUUUAUUCAAAGCAAACUUUUCUCUCAUAAUUGGAAGACCGUCAAAUAUGACUUCUUUGGCAAACAUGCCGUUGGAAAAAUCUGACUUUGAUCAAAAUGAUCGAACCUGGGUCUGGGAUUAUUACGAAACAACCCCGAAAAUGCCAUCCUAUUUAGUCGCUUUUGUAAUUAGCAAUUUGCAAGCUUAUGGCUCCUCGGAUAAGUUGAUUAAAGUAUGGACGAGGGAGUCUCUAAGGAUCCAGGCGAGAUACGCGGCUGAGUUUGCACCGAAAGUGUUGCACUAUUUUGAAAAUUAUUUCAAUAUUGCGUUUCCUUUACCUAAAAUUGAUAUUGUUGCGAUCCCAGAUUUCGGCUAUAACGCGAUGGAAAAUUGGGGACUGAUCACUUUCAGAGAGAGUUCUCUUUUGUACAACACCGAUGAGCCCGACGUUGAUAGUAAAAGAACCAUUGCUACAAUUUUAUCGCACGAAUUGGGCCAUCAGUGGUUUGGUAAUUUGGUAACCCCGAAGUGGUGGAACGAUUUAUGGUUGAAGGAGGGUUUUGCCACUUUUUUGCAAUAUUUAGGGGCGGAGUUUGCAGAACCGGCAUGGAGAAUAAAAGCGGAGUUUAUUUUCAGCGAAACAGCUCGUGCUUUUGCCCUUGAUGCAUUAGAAUCAUCUAGACCAAUUUCGUACGAAGUGAAGAACAGUCGGCAAAUUCGGCAAACUUUCGACGAGCUUUCAUACGCCAAAGGUGCCGCUGUUGUCAGAAUGAUGUGUAAUUUUCUUGGGGAAGAUACUUUCAAAACUGGCCUUACUAAUUAUUUGCGAAAAUAUGAAUACGGUAAUGGUAACAGAGAUGAUCUUUUUGGGGCCCUGACGGAAGUAGCGCACCAAAAAGGGGCAUUAGAUUCGUCAAUUAGUGUGAAAGAUGUGAUGGAAUCUUGGACCAAUCAGCCAGGGUUUCCGGUUAUUACAGCUAUUAGGGAUCGAGCAAACCAAAAAUUAAUUUUGUCUCAGAAAAGAUUUUUAUUUACAAAUAAUCAAAAUGAUAGUUCCACAUGGUGGGUCCCAGUUUCUGUUACCACAGAAUUUGGGAACUAUGAAACUCAGCCUACAGUGUGGCUAAAAAACGAACCUAUGAUCACUUUAAAUCUUAAUGCAACAUCGUGGUACCUCGUCAAUAUUAAUCAAACAGGGUAUUACAUCGUGAAUUACGACGAGGCUAAUUGGAAAUCACUGACUCAACACCUAAUGUCACUACCUACCAUAAUAAGAGCCCAAUUAAUUAGCGAUUCCAUGGACCUUGCACGAGCAAAUUUACUAGAUUAUGAUAUUCCUUUAAAACUAGUUCAACAUAUGGCCCUUCGUGACAAAUUCAUCAUGUUUGUUCCAACAAAUGUCGCUUUCAAAAAACUGGAAUUUUUAAGUGACAUGUUAUCAGCAACUCCAGCUUUUGGUUUAUUUGAAUCAUUCAUAUCGACUAUCUUCAGAGAUACUUACAGAACUGUAAACUCAGAUUUGGACUAUAAUUCUGAAGAUUAUCUUCAUCAAAAGAUUCGUAAAAUGGUUUUGAGAUGGGCUUGCAGAAAAACAGAUUCCGAGUGUGCCAUUACGUCCCAUCGGAUGUUUAGGGAUUGGAUGGAAUAUGCAAGACCAAUUCCUCCAAAUAUCCGUGAUGUUGUUUAUUGUACAGCUAUCAGACAAGGGAGUGAAGCCGAAUGGAGAUUUGCUUUCAACAGAUAUUUAAACACGUCUUCAGUUUCUGAAAAAAAUGUUCUUCUAAACGCAUUGGGAUGUACUACCCAAAAAUGGUUACUUUCAAGGUAUCUGGAUAAUUUGGUCCGCAAUCAUUCCAGUAUAAGAAUUCAAGAUGCCGACAGAGUUUUCAAAUCAGUAUGUGACAACAAUAUUGCCAGUACCUUAGCUUUUGACUUCUUGAGAACGAAUUGGAUUAAAUUAAUAUCAUUCUACGGCGAAGGUUUCAAUAUUAUCAGCAAAAUGGUCAAAAGUUUACCGCGAUUUAUGACUACUGAGUAUCAACUCUCCGAGCUCAUAAGGUUUAGAAAUCAAGUCAGACACAAUUUGAGUACGGCAAGUCAAGCAUUCGAUAGUGCCAUCGAGAGAGUACGAGGAAACGUGGCUUGGAUGAAAAAGAAUUAUCAGAACGUAGAAAAGUGGUUAAUUGAUAAUAAAGAACAUUUCCAUGCGUAAUUACUAAUUAACUUAGAUAAUUACUAGACAAAUUAGUAUUACUUUUUGUUACAUUUUAACUUUAUUGCGCGUUUUUUGUAUAAACAAAAACAAAAUGUUCGACAUCCAAAGAGAAUAUAAAGUGAUAGUUGUGUAACUGUACAUCUUGUUAAUAUUUUAUUGUGCUUUUUCUACUCUAUUUUAUCACUUCGAAACAAUUUCAUAAUUUAUUUUUAAUAGAAAUAAUAAUACGA
Messenger RNA from Tribolium madens (black flour beetle), 3888 nucleotides. RefSeq names its product aminopeptidase N-like. Gene Ontology annotation, cellular component: cytoplasm. Gene Ontology annotation, molecular function: zinc ion binding; metalloaminopeptidase activity; peptide binding. The record is from RefSeq and is a predicted model, not a curated record. Bases 719 to 3655 code for a protein of 978 amino acids. Gene Ontology annotation, biological process: peptide catabolic process; proteolysis. Lineage: Eukaryota; Metazoa; Arthropoda; Insecta; Coleoptera; Tenebrionidae. The transcript has 13 exons.